AUGGAUGGGUAUACAAAGAUCAGAGCAUUCAACCCCACCAGAUCAAGAUCCGUUGAUUUUUCAGACGUCUCCCUCUCUCCUCCUGCAAAAACCCAACGACCCCAAAUCACAAUAACCAGCAACAAGGCCCGUGAACCGUUCGCGGAGGAAGAAGAAGCAAAGAUCGAAGAAGAUGAAGGGCAGAGAUUUGGGGUGAUUUUGAGAAGGAACUACUCUGUUUCUUCCUACUCUUCUACUUCUUCUCAGAAGUUUGGAAGGCCUUCUGUAAGGAGAGCCUUCUCAAUGAGGAAAUCCUCAUCCGUAUCAGAAGGGUAUUGCAGGAUCCAUGAUCAGUGGGGCCCACUCUCUCCUCCUCCACCUGAUGGUGUGGACAUGAUGCAGAUGAGAUCUAGGAAGAAGAGGGGCAGUAUCCUGAAAGCCUGUAAGCGCCUUUUCGGAUUUUCUUAA
Messenger RNA from Magnolia sinica, 447 nucleotides. RefSeq lists its product as uncharacterized. Bases 1 to 447 code for a protein of 148 amino acids. NCBI's taxonomy places the organism in Eukaryota, Viridiplantae, Streptophyta, Magnoliopsida, Magnoliales, Magnoliaceae. The record is from RefSeq and is a predicted model, not a curated record. The transcript has a single exon.